AUGGAGGGCUUCAAUCAUUCCAGAGUAUCUGAAUUUGUGUUACUUGGACUUACUGAUUCCUCUGAGCUCCAGAUUUUCCUCUUUGUGAUGUUUUCCAUUUUCUAUUUAAUAACCAUGUUGGGAAACUGCCUGAUUUUGCUCACAGUCAUAUCCACCCCACACCUCCACUCUCCCAUGUACUUCUUGCUGAGUAACUUAUCUCUCAUUGACAUGUGCCUGUCUUCCUUUGCCACUCCAAAGAUGAUCAUGGACUUCUUUGCUCAGCGCAAGGCUAUCUCCUUUGAGGGCUGCAUUUCACAGAUCUUCUUUUUGCACCUCUUUACUGGAACUGAGAUCGUGCUGCUUAUCUCCAUGUCUUUUGACAGGUACAUUGCCAUAUGCAAGCCUCUUCAUUAUUCAACAAUUAUGAGCCAAAGAGUGUGUGUGGGGCUUGUGGUGACUUCUUGGAUGGUGGGAUUCCUUCAUACAACAAGCCAGUUAGCUUUUGCCCUCUACUUGCCAUUCUGUGGCCCCAAUGUUGUAGACAGUUUCUUCUGUGACCUUCCUUCAAUCAUCCAGCUGGCUUGUAUAGAUAUUUAUGUUCUUGGGAUCUUCAUGAUUUCAACUAGUGGUGUGAUUGCUCUUGUAAGUUUUCUGCUUUUGCUCAUCUCCUACAUAAUUAUUCUUUUCACAAUUAAGAACCACUCCUCCAAAGGAUCAUCCAAGGCUCUUUCUACCUGCACAGCACACUUCAUAGUUGUAUUCAUGUUCUUUGGGCCCUGCAUCUUCAUCUAUGUGUGGCCUUUCACAAAUUUCCUCAUUGACAAAGUUCUCUCUGUUUUCUAUACCAUUUUUACCCCCUUUCUGAAUCCACUUAUCUAUACUUUGAGAAACCAGGAAGUGAAGACAGCUAUGAAGAAGAAACUAAGUAACCAAUAUUUCAGUGUUGGGACAACUACACAACAUUAUCCAGUGCAAUGA
Molecule: messenger RNA, 960 nt
Organism: Orycteropus afer afer
Lineage: Eukaryota; Metazoa; Chordata; Mammalia; Tubulidentata; Orycteropodidae
Product: olfactory receptor 4K2-like
Biological process (GO): G protein-coupled receptor signaling pathway
Cellular component (GO): membrane
Molecular function (GO): G protein-coupled receptor activity; olfactory receptor activity
Source: RefSeq, a predicted model, not a curated record